CUGCAGAACCGCUACUGCUUCUCCACCGAGACAGCAGUUGUGGCGCGUUAGCAGCACCACCACCACCAGAGACAGUGUUGUGUUCCAUACGCAACUCCGCAGCGAGUAAAAUUAGCAAACCACCGUGAUGUCAAAAGCGAAAUGCUACCUUUUAAUUUGAGUAGAUAACAGUAACAAAACAGGACUGUUGAAAGUUUAUGGAGUGACACUGACAACAUUUACUAAGGCUUGAAGCCACACGUGGAGCAGUCGUUAAGGAAUUGUGAGCAGAACAGACAGCCUUCCCUGCCCUUCUUGUCCACCACUCACCGACAUGAGUGCCAAGUUAGCCAUCAACAAGGAGGUGUUCACGCCUCACGAUGAGAAGAUGCUCGCUGCCGUCCAGGUGAGGAGGAGGACCAAGAAGAAGAUCCCAUUCCUGGCCACUGGAGGACAGGGGGACUACAUGACCUUCAUCUGCCUCUCAGUAACAAAUAAGAAGCCAACGCAUGUGUCCAUCACGAAGGUGAAGCAGUUCCAAGGCUCGUCAGCGUUUGUGAAGAGAUCACAGUGGACCAUCGAUCAGCUGCAACAGAUCAACGGCAUCGACCCCAACAAAGACUGUCCAGAGUUUGACCUCAUGUUCGACAAUGCCUUCGACCAGUGGGUAGCCGGCUCUGCUGGAGAGAAGUGCACCUUCGUCCAGGUCCUCCACCAUACCUGCCAGCGCUAUAGCUCCCAGAGGAAGCCCGAGUUUGUCAACUGCCAGUCCAAACUACUGGGGGCCGAAGAGCAGCCCUCAAAUUCAGUUAUUUUCAGAUGCAAGGUCUUUUUAAACAGAAUGAGGAAAGAGAUGGUUACAAGCCAAGCUCAUCUACUGAGAAGAGGUAACAGUAUACUCCACACUGCGGCAGGCAGCGUGACCAGCGCUGUGCAGAAGGCCAGCCAGGCUCUCAACGAGCGCGGCGAGAGGUUGGGCCGAGCAGAGGAGACGACCGGUGAGAUGAAGAAUAGUGCCGAGCAGUUCUCAGUCACGGCUCACAAGCUGGCCAUGAAGCACAAGUGUUAGACCUCUGGCCAAACCUUCUUGGGAGGGACAGCCUAUCGCCAGGCGACACAUGGGACGGAUCUCGCAUUUGAUUCUUUUUACAAUUUUUAAUAUGAUUACUUUUGUUAACACUUUAAUUUGAUGGGGUGUCCUUAAUGAUGAUGCGAUGGUGCCUAUGAGCAGGGAGGAAGAGAGAGAGAGAGGCUGUCGAGAUGAUCGGUUACCGCUCUACCUCCCUCUGUUGGUGGAAAAGUACUGUGCUCACUUCCUGACCCACCAGACACACACACACACAGAGACACAUUUAAGCACCACUCAAAGACACACCUUCCAGGUCUCUAGUUGAACUGUCACACUGAAAAGAAGAAACUCAGAAACACUAUCUGAAGAGAUUGGUGUUCCCUGUGGCGGCAUGGAUGAAGGAUAACAAUGAUUCCACUUUCUGAUGUCUCCUUUCAUCUCUUAAAAUAAGACGUUGAGUGAAAUUAUACUGAAUAUAUGCGGUCAAUUUAUCAACGUAUUCUUUUCCCCAAACAAAACCAAACCCACUCUGUCUACAAAAAGCAUUUAGAUUAACGCUGGUACAUUUCAGAAGUUACAUAUUUAGAGACCUUGUUUUGGCUCAAAAGAUUCAACAUGUAUGUUGUUAAGUAAGACAUGUAGUUCAGUACCACUGUGCAUAUCAGCUUCUGCUGUUGUAAAAAGCCUACAUGUGUAACUCUAUACUACCGCUAUUAUUAAUGUCAACGUCAGUGAUUUAAACCACCCAAUCGACUCAACACUUUGAUCCACAGUCACAACUUGUGUAUUUGAUUGCUUGUUUUACCCUAAAAGUAUUUUUUCUGGUGAUAUAUUCUGGUGAUAUAGGAAACAUUAGGUUGAUCAACAACAUGCGUCUCUGAAAGCAGCUUUGUGAUGUAGUUCUGUUGUCACCUGCGCUCUCACAAUGGCUGUGUAACUGUGGCUUCCUAACUAGUGAGACAGAAAUGCGCGCACACACACACACACGCCACCCUCACACCCAUGGACAUGUUGAGAUUCUUACCAUUUAUAUUUGGAUUUAAUAUAUUUGAUGUUGCACUGACGACUUGACCUUACAGAGCACUGCUAAGUCCUCUCCUCCCCUCAAAGUUCCAGUUGCCUCAACUGCUAAUCUGCUUCAGCCAUACACCUAACAGUUUGGAUGUUCAUAGUUUUUUUAAUAAAGGAAGAAAUAUUGAAACGCAAUUUCUGUUAUGUUGCAUUAUGUCUGUUUGACAAGUUCAAACCUUUAUAUUGUGUUAUUGUCUCGUUGGAUGUCGUCAUUGAAUUUUGAAGUAGUAUGUUUUAACCAUGGCACAGUAUUUGAGUGUGUGAUUUUUAACAUCUACUAUCACCACUAAUAGCAAUGCCAGAAUGUACAAUUUUGGCUUCUCCUACCAGUUGUGCAGUGAUUAUGGGUCAGUGCCUUUUUUAAACCCCGUAUGUCACCAUCGCAGCCAUCUUGUCUGUCUCUGUACAUGUUUUAAUUUGUAUAUUUCCCUCGGUAACACUGUGGUUGGUAACCAAAGCGUGAAGGCUGAGUAAGUUGUCUGUCAGGUUAAUGUGGGAGAGAUGUGGGUUAUUGUGGGCUGGGUUUAACAAAUGUUGUCAUGGAGACACACCUGCAGUAUGUUUGAAGUGUUUUAUAAAGAAGAAAGCUGUGCAACGUUUGAAAUGGAUGGGAAACUGUUGUAGUAAGGGGGAAAGACCACAAUCAUAGGUUUACUGUAAUCUGCAAAUAUGUUGAAUGUUCAUAACACUUCAAGCCAUCAUGUGUACUGUCUGUCGUUUUGUCUUUUUACAUUUGAUGAGGACUAUGACAUUUCACCACCCGUAAAUGUACAUAAUGAAAAACAUUUCAACGUCAUAAAACGUUUGUAUUUUGAGUUCUGUUUGGUGUUGUACAUACAGUAGACGAUUGUACUAUUUAACUCGAAUAAACACCUACUUCUCCCUCUGUG
Hypomesus transpacificus is the source of this 3009-nucleotide messenger RNA. It is a transcript of the gene stxbp6, whose product is annotated as syntaxin binding protein 6 (amisyn). Gene Ontology annotation, molecular function: phosphatidylinositol-4,5-bisphosphate binding. The transcript has 7 exons. The record is from RefSeq and is a predicted model, not a curated record. Gene Ontology annotation, biological process: exocytosis; Golgi to plasma membrane transport. NCBI's taxonomy places the organism in Eukaryota, Metazoa, Chordata, Actinopteri, Osmeriformes, Osmeridae. Bases 314 to 1048 code for a protein of 244 amino acids. Gene Ontology annotation, cellular component: exocyst; plasma membrane.